Messenger RNA from Papaver somniferum (opium poppy), 3786 nucleotides. RefSeq lists its product as uncharacterized. The record is from RefSeq and is a predicted model, not a curated record. NCBI's taxonomy places the organism in Eukaryota, Viridiplantae, Streptophyta, Magnoliopsida, Ranunculales, Papaveraceae. Gene Ontology annotation, cellular component: nucleolus; nucleosome; nucleus. The transcript is spliced from 2 exons. Gene Ontology annotation, molecular function: double-stranded DNA binding; nucleosomal DNA binding. Gene Ontology annotation, biological process: negative regulation of DNA recombination; chromosome condensation; nucleosome assembly. The coding region runs from base 131 to 3418 and encodes 1095 amino acids.
ACGGUGGAGGUGUCUUUGAAAGAUAAAAAGAGGAAAUUCAGGGAUUUUUUUUCUUCUUUUUUUUUUUCUGUAAUGUGAGAGUAGACUGUAGAACCCAAAUAUUCCACAGACGGAUAGAGACCAAAAAAAGAUGGAGUCUGAAGAUCUGCAUGAAUCAGAAAUUCCUGCUUCCUCUAAUUUGUCACCCAGAGAGCAAAUACUGAAAGAUGCUGUGAUGAAAUUGUUCAUGGCUAGACAUUCAUCUGAGCCUCCUUUACUGAAAGCACAGAAAAUCAAACUCAUUGAAGAUAAUAUUUCUUCGUUUUUCCCUGCUUUAAGAACCAGGCCAACUCAUCCUCCUUAUGCAACGAUGGUGAUGGAAGCAAUUAAGGAAAUGAAUGAAGAAGGAGGUUCAAAUGUGGAUGAUAUUUCAAAAUACAUUGAAAUGAAUUUUCAGGGGUUACCAUUUGCUCACUCCCAUUUUCUUAAACAUUAUCUCAAAAAGCUUGUUGAUUCUGGUGAGAUCUUAUAUUCUUGUUAUAAUGCUUGUUAUGCACUCCCACCACACCUUAAUUGUAAACCUACUAGUCCGGAACGGGAAAAGGAACAUGAACAACAACAUCAGCAGCAGCCGGAGCAGGAGGAGAAGAGGAGUCGGGGUAGGCUUCGUAAAAAAUACGUGGCUGGUGAGGAAGGUGAUAGUUUGGUGGGUUCCGGUGACCUUGGGAAUUUGUCCCAGGAAAAUUCUGUAGUACGAACUGAUUCGUUACAGUUAUGUCGCGAUAACAAUGAGGACUUGAUGGAAUUGGGUGGAGAAGGAGAGAAGCAUCAGCAAGGCGAUUACAGUAAUAUAGUGUUUGCACUCGAAGCGAAUCCAUUGCAGCAUCAGCGGGCCUUGAUCGAUUGUGCUAAUAUAGUGGUUGGACUUGAAGCAAGUCCGGCACAGCAGCAACAGUUAAUGGAUGGAGGAAGGCCAAGUAGGAUAUAUGUAAACCAGCAGGAAAUUGUAGAGCAGCAUCACCAAUCUGCUUGUGUUAAGCAGAUACUGGAAGCAGGAAAAAGAAGAGGUCGAGGGAGGCCACGGAGGAUACAUGCACACCAGGAAACAGUAGAGCAACAACACCAAAAGGGAGUUGUAGAGGAACCCUUGCAGCAGCAACAGGAAAUUGUAGAGGAACACUCGCAGCAGCGACAAUACAAGGGCCGAGGAAGACCACGUAAGAUACAUGCACACCAACAGGAAAAUGUAGAGCAACAUCACCAGAGUGCUGAUUCUAAACCAGUGGUUGAAAUUGAACCAGAAUUCUCGCAGGAACCAUGUCCAGGGAGACUACUUGGGAUGCAGGAAGAACAAGAAACAGAAGAGCAGCGUAAUCCUACAAGUGCUUAUUAUACAGUGGUUGAAAAUGAAGAGGGGUCCUCACAGAAACAACAUUCUAAACGUCGAGGCAGAGGAAGACCUCGUAAGGAACCUGUAAAACAAGAAACUAUGAAGCACCAUACUCCAAUUGUUGAGAAUAAUACAGUGGUUGGAAUUGAAGUGGGACCAUUGGACCAAUUGUCUGAGCCUCGAGGAGUACCAUCUAAGAAAUGUGAAGCUAAACAGUCAGAAAUGAGCAAGAGCAUCUCGAUUUCUUGUGAUGACGAAGAUGGUUUGGUACAUGCACACCAGCAGGAAAUUGUAGAGCAACAUCACCAGAAUGCUGAUUCUAAACCAGUGGUUGAAAUUGAAGGGGGGUCCUCAGAGCAACCAAAGUCUAAACGUCGAGGAAGAGGAAGACCUCGUAAGGAACCUAUAAAACAAGCAACUGUGAUGCAGCAUACUCCAAUUGUUGAGAAUAUUACAGUGGUUGGAAUUGAAGUGGGACCAUUGCACCAAUCGUCUGAGCCUCAAGAAGUACCAUCUAAGAAAUGUGAAGCUGAACAGUCAGAGAUGAGCGAGAGCAUCCCGAUUUUUUAUGGUGACGAAGAUGGUUUGAUAGUCUUGGGUGAAGGUGAUACUCUGACUUCCGCGAUUGAUGCAAUUGAUGCUCCAGCAAUGGAAAACCAGCCUCAAAGGAUGGCUGUCGCUGAGGAAGGUGAUGCUGAACAAACACAUCAACUGGCAAUAACAGAGCAGCAGCAUCGGAAUAUUGAAGCUAUUCUAGCUGUUGGAACUGAGGUUGGGUACGUGCAGGCAGAGAAGAGUGAGAAAUGUGAAACUGAACAUGCAGAGAUGAUACAAACAUUUUAUGGUGAUGGUUCUGAGAAUGAAGCCCAGACGAUGGAAAACCAGCCUCCAGAGAUGGCUCUUGCUAAGGAAGAAGAUAUUGAACAAAUACACCAAGUGGGAUUAAUAAGGCAGCAACAUCGGGACAUCGAUGCUAAUCUAGCUAUUGAAACUGAGGUUGCGCACAUGCUGGGUUUGAUAGUCUUGGGUACUGGUAAUAGUCCGACAUCUGUGAUUGAAGCUCUGCCGACGGAAUACCAGCCUCCCUGGAUGAUUAUCUCGGACACAGGUAACACUGAACAAAUACACCAACAGGGAAUAAUAGAGCAGCAUCAUCGAAAUAUCGAUGUUAAUCUAGCUGUUGGAACUGAGGUUGCGCACCUGCAGGCAGAAAUUAAUGAGAAAUUUGAAACUAAACAGGCAGAGAUGAGUGAAAGCACGCAAACAUUCUUUGGUGAUGAAGAUGGUUUGAUUUUCGUGGGUAGUGGUAAUAGUUUCGCUUCUGUGAUUGAAGUUGUACCAUUAGAGUGCCAGCCUCCAUGGAUGGCUCUCUCUGAGGAAGAUGACACUGAACGAAUACACCAACAGGGUAUGAUAGAGCAGCAGAACCGAAACACUGAUGUUAAUCUAGCUGUUGGAACUGAGAUUGAGCACAUGCUGACAGAGGUGAAAGAUAAAUGUGAAACGGAACAGGCACAUAUGAGUGAGAGCAUACAAUUUUUUUAUGGUGAUGAAGAUGGUUUAAUAGUUUUGGGUAAUGAUAAUAGUUUGACUUCUGCAAUGGAAGCUCCUCGAAUGGAAAACCAGCCUCCUUGGAUGGAUGUGACCGAGGAAGGUGACACUGAACAAUUACAUCAACAAGGAAUGUUAGAGCAGCAACACCCAAAUAUCGAUUUUAAUCUAGAUGUUGUAAUCGAGGUUGGGCAUGUACAGACAGAACAGCAGCUUAAUCAUAGAGGAAGCAUGACUAGAACACAUAAGCAAAGUAAAACUGAACUAGAAGAGAAAAGUGAGAGCAUAAGACUAUGUGCUGAUGAUUCUACUGAAGGUGGAUUGGCAGGAGAGGUUUCUCCUGACAAAAGACCAAAAGAAGUGGCUUUUCCCGACAAAAGACGAAAAGAAGUGGUCACCUUGCUGCAGCAACAGUCGAAACGUCAACUUCGGCCAAGGCCACACGAACCGUAUAAAGGAAGGCUUCGCAGACUGAAGCACACCACAUAUCAUCUUUAAGAAGAUAAUUCAUCAAUCUAUGCAAAGAUGUGCCAAGAGGCAGAUGGAUUAGUAGCCUAACAUAGCAUUUGUCGGGGUAAGUUAUUCUUAAAAGUGAUGAAUGCUAGUGUAUUAGAUGCUACUUAAUGGCCUGAGAAACCUAACUGUAAGUUUGAGAAAAUCAGCCCUAAGGGCCUACUGAGUUUGUAUCUCAGGAAUUCCGCUUUGUAGCGAGUCUGCCAAUUCUUCUACCUUCUGUUUGGUGAGGAAGGUAAGAGACUUCCCAUAUGGCUCCGUACCUAGGCUUCGGUUUGUUCUUUAGAUAUUGGAAGUUUUGUACAUAUUAUCUUAUUGACCAAAUGGAGUUCACUUGCAUUGCUCAUUUAAAA